Molecule: messenger RNA, 4259 nt
Organism: Mastomys coucha (southern multimammate mouse)
Lineage: Eukaryota; Metazoa; Chordata; Mammalia; Rodentia; Muridae
Gene: Wnk4
Product: WNK lysine deficient protein kinase 4
Exons: 18
Coding region: 120-4016 (1298 amino acids)
Biological process (GO): protein phosphorylation; renal sodium ion absorption; monoatomic ion homeostasis
Cellular component (GO): cytosol; cytoplasm
Molecular function (GO): ATP binding; potassium channel inhibitor activity; protein serine/threonine kinase activity
Source: RefSeq, a predicted model, not a curated record
CGGGGGCUGGGGCCCCAGCAGCUCAGCCGGAGCGGAGCGCGGCGUACCCAGCCGGUCCGCCUGUCAGGCUGCCGCCUCCAGCCGCCUGGUUUUCCAUUCUGCGGCGCCCGACCCUUCCCAUGCUAGCACCUCGAAGUACGGAGACCGGGGUCCCCAUGUCCCAAACCGAGGCUGACCUGGCUCUGCGGCCAUCUCCGGCUCUCCCCUCCACGGGGCCGACCCGCCUGGGGCCACCACCUCGCAGAGUGCGCCGCUUCUCUGGGAAGGCUGAGCCCCGGCCGCGCUCUUCGAGACCGAGCCGCCGCAGCUCAGUUGAUUUGGGACUGCUGAGCUCCUGGUCUCAACCAGUCUCGCUCCUUCCGGAACCCCCUGAUCCUCCGGACUCCGCUGGCCCCACGGGGAGCCCACCUUCAAGCUCUAAGGAACCCCCCGAGGGCACAUGGACCGGAGCAGCCCAGGUGAAGGCUGCAGACUCUGUUUGUUCUGAGGUUACGGGAUCUUCAGGAGGUCCGGGGUCCCGGGAGCCACCGAGGGUUCCUGAUGCUGCAGCCCGGGAACGGCGGCGGGAGCAGGAAGAAAAAGAGGACACAGAAACCCAGGCUGUGGCAACGUCUCCGGACGGCCGAUACCUCAAGUUUGACAUUGAGAUUGGAAGAGGUUCCUUCAAGACCGUGUAUCGAGGGCUAGACACUGACACCACGGUAGAAGUAGCCUGGUGUGAGCUGCAGACUCGAAAACUCUCUCGGGCCGAACGGCAGCGUUUCUCUGAGGAAGUUGAAAUGCUCAAGGGGCUGCAGCACCCCAACAUCGUCCGCUUCUAUGACUCCUGGAAGUCGGUGCUGAGGGGCCAGGUUUGCAUCGUGCUGGUCACAGAACUCAUGACCUCGGGCACGCUCAAGACGUACUUGAGGCGGUUCCGCGAAAUGAAGCCCCGGGUCCUUCAGCGGUGGAGUCGCCAGAUCCUACGGGGACUUCAUUUCCUACAUUCCCGAGUGCCCCCCAUCCUGCACCGGGAUCUCAAGUGUGACAACGUCUUCAUUACUGGCCCUUCAGGCUCUGUCAAAAUCGGAGAUCUCGGACUGGCCACGCUCAAGCGCGCCUCCUUUGCCAAGAGCGUCAUUGGGACUCCGGAAUUCAUGGCCCCUGAGAUGUACGAGGAAAAGUACGACGAGGCUGUGGAUGUGUAUGCCUUUGGCAUGUGCAUGCUGGAGAUGGCUACGUCUGAGUAUCCCUACUCGGAGUGUCAGAACGCAGCACAAAUCUACCGCAAGGUCACUUCGGGCACAAAGCCCAAUAGCUUCUACAAGGUGAAGAUGCCAGAGGUGAAAGAGAUCAUUGAAGGCUGCAUCCGCACGGAUAAGAACGAGAGGUUCACCAUCCAGGAUCUCCUGGCCCAUGCGUUCUUCCGCGAGGAACGAGGUGUGCACGUGGAGCUGGCAGAGGAAGAUGAUGGAGAGAAGCCUGGCCUCAAGCUCUGGCUGCGCAUGGAGGAUGCGCGGCGCGGGGGACGCCCACGGGACAAUCAGGCCAUCGAGUUCCUGUUCCAGCUCGGCCGAGACGCUGCGGAAGAGGUGGCUCAGGAGAUGGUAGCCUUGGGCUUAGUCUGUGAAGCUGAUUACCAGCCAGUGGCCCGGGCGGUUCGAGAACGGGUGGCCGCCAUCCAGAGGAAACGGGAGAAGCUUCGAAAAGCUAGGGAAUUGGAAGUUCUCCCACCAGACUCGGGACCUCCUCCAGCAACUGUGUCUAUGGCUCCUGGUCCCCCCAGUGCGUUCCCCCCAGAGCCUGAGGAACCAGAGGCUGAUCAGCACCAAUCCUUCCUCUUCCGCCAUGCCAGCUACUCAUCUACUACAUCUGAUUGCGAGACUGAUGGCUACCUCAGCUCCUCCGGCUUCCUGGAUGCCUCAGACCCUGCCCUUCAUCCCCCAGGGAGGGUGCCAUCCAGCCCCGCUGAGUCCCAUCUCUGCUUGCCCUCGGGUUUUGCCUUGUCCAUUCCACGAUCUGGCCCUGGCAGUGACUUUUCUCCUGGGGACAGCUACGCCUCAGAUGCAGCGUCAGGCCUCAGUGACAUGGGAGAAGGUGGGCAAAUGAGGAAAAAUCCAGUGAAGACUCUUCGACGGAGACCCCGAUCCCGGCUCCGGGUCACUAGUGUCUCAGACCAGAACGACAGAGUUGUCGAGUGUCAGCUGCAGACUCACAACAGCAAGAUGGUGACAUUCCGAUUUGAUCUGGAUGGGGACAGCCCGGAAGAAAUUGCAGCUGCCAUGGUAUAUAAUGAGUUCAUUCUGCCCUCGGAGCGAGAUGGAUUCCUGAGCCGGAUCCGGGAGAUUAUCCAGAGAGUGGAGACCCUGCUGAAGAGAGAUGCUGGUCCCCCUGAGGCUGCUGAAGAUGCUCUGAGCACCCAGGAAGAGCCAGCAGCUCUGCCUGCCCUCCCAGGCUCAUCCAAUGCAGAGCUCCAGAGAAGCAUCUCCCCGGAACAGAGGAGCUGGGCAGCCUUCUCCACCUCUCCAUCUUCUCCUGGCACCCCCUUGUCCCCUGGGACCCCCUUUUCCCCUGGGACCCCUCCUGUCUUCCCAUGCCCCAUCUUUCCUAUCACUUCACCCUCAAGCCAUCCCUGCCCAUUCUCCCAGGUUUCUUCAAACCCCUGUCCACAGGUCCCCAACUCCCUACUUCCCUCCUCUCCCAGUGCUUCUCAGGCUCCACUCCCAUCCUCCUCUCUUCCCAUCAGCUCUCCCCUCCCAUGCUCUCCUAGUUAUUCCCAAGUCCCUCUUAGCCCUGCUUCUCUUCCCAUCUGCUCCUCUCCUCCCCUUCUCCCCUCUACCACAGCAGCCCCUAUCCUCUCUCUGGCUAGUGCCUUCUCUCUGGCUGUGAUGACUGUGGCCCAGUCCCUGCUCUCUCCAUCCCCCGGGCUUCUUUCUCAGUCUCCUCCAGCCCCUCCAGGUCCUCUGCCUACCCUGCCCCUUCCCCUUACUUCUUGUGACCAGGAGAGUCUUUCAGCUCAAACAGCUGAGACAGAGAAUGAGGCCUCCCAAAAUCCUGCUCAGCCACUACUGGGUGGUGAUGCUAGACUGGCACCUAUAUCUGAAGAGGGAAAGCCCCAGCUUGUUGGCCGUUUCCAAGUGACUUCAUCCAAGGAACCAUCAGAGCCUCCCCUGCAACCAUCAUCCCCAACUCUCUCCGGAUCCCUAAAGCUGCCAAGCCCUCCGUUGACCUCAGAGAGCUCAGACACAGAGGACAGUGCUGUAGGAGGACCAGAGACUAGGGAGGCUCUGGCAGAGAGUGACCGCGCAGCCGAGGGCCUGGGGGUUGCGAUCGAUGAGGAAAAGGAUGAAGGGAAGGAACCCCAACCUGGGGUCAGUUCCCCAAUCUUGAGCCAUCCCAGCCCAGUGUGGAUGAACUACUCCUACAGCAGCCUGUGUCUGAGCAGUGAGGAGUCAGAGAGCAGCGGGGAAGACGAGGAGUUCUGGGCUGAGCUGCAGAACCUUCGGCAGAAGCACUUGUCUGAAGUGGAGGCACUACAGACGCUACAGAAGAAGGAAAUCGAGGACUUGUACAGCCGGCUUGGGAAGCAGCCCCCACCUGGUAUUGUAGCUCCAGCUGCUAUGCUGUCCUGCCGCCAGCGCCGCCUCUCCAAGGGCAGCUUUCCCACCUCCCGCCGUAACAGCCUGCAGCGCUCCGAUCUCCCUGGCCCUGGCAUCAUGCGAAGGAACUCUCUGAGUGGCAGCAGCACCGGCUCCCAGGAGCAGCGGGCAAGCAAGGGGGUGACAUUCGCCGGGGAUAUUGGCAGGAUGGUGAGGGGCGGGCCCAAGGGAGGGAGAGCCGAGGGAAUGGUGGCUGGCAGCAGCUCUGCCUUCCUCUUUUUUGGACAUUUCUUCAGCAUUUUUCUUUUCCCCUCCAGUGAAUUCAGACCAGGAGUCCUAUGCCUCCCCAACACCAGGGCCCCACCAUGGCCUGUGGCCUCUCAGAAUCUGAUGGUUUUUGUGACCAACUCAACUCAGCAGAGAACACUCCAGUACUGAGGGGUAGAAGGCCUGUGGGCAUGGAGAGUGUGCUGUGUUCCUGAAGAGUCUCUUUGCUGUGUGGAAAUCUCAUUUCUGUAGCCUACCCCAGCUGUAUCUUCUGCUCCUCCCCAGGAAGGGCCAACCACUAAGCAAUCCAAGUCCAGAUGCUUGUAGAAGGCCAGGUUCCAGCUGGGAGGGUGUAGGGGCUAUGUUCAUGCUGCCAAAGUUAACAGCAACCAAUAAAAAUACUGAGGAGAAAGA